Syngnathus acus (greater pipefish) is the source of this 2518-nucleotide messenger RNA. RefSeq names its product RAB38a, member RAS oncogene family (gene rab38a). Gene Ontology annotation, biological process: vesicle-mediated transport. The record is from RefSeq and is a predicted model, not a curated record. The transcript has 3 exons. Gene Ontology annotation, molecular function: GTPase activity; GTP binding. Gene Ontology annotation, cellular component: Golgi apparatus; vesicle; trans-Golgi network. Lineage: Eukaryota; Metazoa; Chordata; Actinopteri; Syngnathiformes; Syngnathidae. The coding region runs from base 188 to 826 and encodes 212 amino acids.
CACACACACACACACACACACACACACACACACACACACACACACACACACACACACAGUUGAUCAUUCCAAGUUCACCUCCCCUUUUCUCACAAGCUCACUCCCGGACUCUCCAGCUCAGUUCUUCGUCCCGCGGCCGCUUCCACUCGAGUGGAUUCAUGCUCGGCCCUCACCCUAUUUGCCCGCCAUGCAGAACAACCACGCCAAAGAACACCUCUACAAAAUCCUGGUCAUUGGAGACCUGGGUGUGGGCAAGACCAGCAUCAUCAAGCGCUAUGUGCACCACAACUUCAGCCCAAACUACAGAGCCACCAUCGGCGUGGACUUUGCCCUCAAAGUGCUCAACUUGGACCAGGAGACUGUGCGCCUCCAACUCUGGGACAUUGCAGGUCAAGAGAGAUUUGGCAACAUGACCCGCGUAUAUUACCGCGAGGCAAUGGGUGCCUUCAUUGUGUUCGACGUGACAAGGCCCGCCUCCUUCGAGGCAGUCACCAAAUGGAAGGAAGACUUGGACUCCAAAGUGACACUAGCCAAUGGAAAGCAUGUGGCCACGGUGCUCCUGGCUAACAAAUGUGACCAGGGCAGGGACGUACUCACCAAUAAUGGAAUAAAGAUGGAGCAGUUCUGCCAGGAGAAUGGCUUUGUGGGAUGGUUCGAGACAUCUGCUAAGGAAAACAUCAACAUUGACGAGGCGGCAAACUGCUUGGUGAAACAUAUCAUUUCCAGUGAGAACGACAUGCUCCAAUCGGAAGUCCACGACACCAUCACCCCCCACUUAGAGACGGACAAAGGCGGGACAUGCUCCUCCUGCUUCAGAUCGCAGUAAUGGCUCGUGACGCGUAGGCGUCCUUGUGUAUGUCAUUCCAUGCAAAGUUGGUCCGUGUGCAGAGGCUGAGCUUGGUGAUUUUAGGGACAAUGUUUUUUUUUCUCCUCUGACAGCUCGCUUUGGCAGCGGAAUGAGCGGGUGAAAGAAAAGGUUGCGAAAGAACAAUAGACAGGCCUGCGCGUGCCUGUCAAAGACAAGGUCACUCGCAUCUUUAGCACUUCUGUAACCAUGGAAACGCAGUUACUCAAUGAACGCAUGCUCAGAGCGAGUGCAACAAAUGAGAGAAUAUCUCUGCUAAAGGUUCAGAUCUUCAAUCCAUGUUGGCUGUCACUCCUCAUGACCUUUGCAUCUCAGUCUCUCGCCCACACUUUGGUUUCCUUCACUCGAUUGUUUCAUUUUCGGUCUCCUUUCUGACUACAGAGUGUGUUCCUUAUUGCCUUUGCAAUGAUCCAAAGAAGCCAACAGCAAAGUCAUGACAGACUUUCAUACACUACCCGGAAGAGCUGCUUGCCUAACAGGCACAUUUCUUGCUCGUUUGUAAGGCUAAACAUUACCACACACAGGCAAACACUUGCGGGUGUUGCUCUCGAUGACAUCGGGCUUCACAUGACGUAAGUAUGCUGCCAUCUAAUAUGUACAUACAUCACAUGCGUUGCCACCAUUCAAACAUUCCUCUGACACGAGUACACGUGACAAUAUGAUUCGAUUUAUUCUUAGUCGAAUCUGUUUUUAACAGACCGUUAGCAUCUCAAUUGGAGUCGUCAUCCAUUCAUGCACAGUCCUAACGUAACUGCACUGCCCAUGAAAAUCAUUUGUGAUGGGCGGAUAUGUUAGAGGACUGUAAUUUUCAUGAUUACUAAGUUCUUUAUUAAUAUACGGUCUUAGACGUUACGUUAGAGGAUUGUAAUUUUCAUGAUUACUAAGUACUUUAUUUAUAGAUGCACUUAGAGGAUAUGAAAACAUGAUAUUUGUAUACUCUGGAUAGAUUUGAAUAUACUUCCAAAAUUUAAUAACAACUGUUUUAAAGAUUAGCACAACAAAUGUAUUUUACGCUUUGGUGGUUUCUGCACUCGCUACAACAUGCUUUGCAAUUAUUGAGGUGGUACUAGCCAAAGAUCUGAAUAGAAGACGAGAUACGCCCCGCUAUGCGACAUGCCUACGUAGGGGCCACAUUAGUGGGGGCAAUCUUAUCAUCAAUGGCAAAGCAUGGAUAAUAAAAUAAUUCACAUUUCUAAUUGGAGUUUCAUUUUUUGGUUUGGUUUACUUUGUGGCAAAAAUGACAGAAUGUGAGAUCAAAACAGAGCAAGUGAAAACAGACUAAAAAUAAAAUACCAAUCUUACCAGUUCCCCCAUUACCGUGCAACACUGUGUGCAAGAGUAUCCAACACAAUAUAUAAUUGGUCUACAGAGAAAUCGGGCAUAGGUUCCAUUGUUUGGAAUGCAAAUAAAUGCGUACAUGUUUUAAUGCUUUAAUUCUUUUGUAAUUCAUUCAUCGUAAUUAAUAUAUAUAUACAGUGAUUCCUCACUACUUCGCGGUUCGUUUAUUGCGGCUUCACUGCAUUGCGGAAGUUGUUAUAAGUUCUAAAAACAUAUUUGCAGUGUUCUACUUUGUCAUAAAAGAAGUUGUUAUAAUAAAAGACUUCUGAAAACAUAUUUACAGUAUUGUACCUUGUUAUAGAAAGUUGUAAUAAU